Messenger RNA from Sphaeramia orbicularis (orbiculate cardinalfish), 2606 nucleotides. Its product is annotated as protocadherin alpha-3-like. The coding region runs from base 144 to 2606 and encodes 820 amino acids. Lineage: Eukaryota; Metazoa; Chordata; Actinopteri; Kurtiformes; Apogonidae. The transcript has a single exon. The record is from RefSeq and is a predicted model, not a curated record. Gene Ontology annotation, molecular function: calcium ion binding. Gene Ontology annotation, cellular component: plasma membrane. Gene Ontology annotation, biological process: homophilic cell-cell adhesion.
AAUGAAAAGAGGAAAGUCGAGCUCACCGUCUCGUGAAAUGCUAUGGUUCUUUUACAAAGCAUGCGAUAACGAGAGGAUAACUGGGAACAGACUACAAAUUCACACCAGUAAGGAGCGGCUGUUUGUUUGUCUUUAGCUGGAAAAUGAUGGAGACCGCAAGACGAAUUAGAACAAGGGAUUACUCCUGGAUUGCUCUACGUUUGGCUCUACUGGCGUUUUUUGGAAACCAGGUUUUGGCAGAAAUAAGAUAUUCCAUUCCAGAGGAAGUGAAAAGUGGAACUAUUGUUGGAAAUGUUGCAAAAGAUCUUGGUCUUGACAUCGCUUCACUGGUUGACCGGCGAUUCCGUGUUGCACUCGAAUCUAAGGAGACGCUGUUUGAGGUAAACCAGGACAAUGGGGCUCUGUAUGUAGAUAAGAAGACUGACAGAGAGGAGCUCUGCCAAGACACCGGGGCCUGCUUAAUGGAGCUCAAAGUCAUUGUCGAGAAUCCUUUAGAAAUACACUAUGUAUCUGUAGAAAUAACCGAUGUAAAUGACCACUCUCCGAGCUUUCCAGAAAAAGAGCAGAUGUUUGAAAUCGCCGAACACACGCUGCCUGGGAAGCGAUUUCAGCUCCAAUCUGCUCGUGACCCUGAUGCUGGAAUAAACUCAAUUCGCACAUACACAUUAGCAACAAACGAAUACUUUGAUAUAGAUAUUAGUCAAAGCGAUGAAGAUAAAAUACCCUUUUUGGUGCUUAAAAAGUCCUUAGACAGAGAAAAAAAAGAUAAACACUUGCUGACAGUCACAGCAAUUGAUGGAGGAAAACCUCAAAGAUCAGGAACUCUAAAUGUUUCAGUUACUGUACUAGACAGUAACGACAACAGUCCGAUGUUCACCCAAGAUACUUAUCAAAUAGAGAUUUAUGAAAAUGCCCCCGUUGGCACGACUGUUGCAACUGUGAAUGCAAGAGAUCCAGAUGAAGGAACCAAUGGAGAAAUAGUUUACAGCCUUGGAAAAACACUGAGAAGAAAGGUGUAUGACAUUUUUGAGCUGGAUAGUUUAAACGGACAAAUUAAACUGAAACAAUCAUUAGAUUUCGAGGAAUCAGAAAUUUAUAAAAUUGAUAUUGAGGCUUCAGAUAAAGGAACACCUCCCUUAACAGGAAGGUGUAGAGUGAUUAUUAAGGUGAGAGACGUUAAUGAUAAUACACCUGAAAUAGAAGUCACAUCUCUGUCUAAUACAGUGUCCGAAGAUUCAAAGCCUGGCACAAUUAUAUCUCUAAUCACAGUAAAGGAUAAAGACUCUGGUGUGAAUGGGAAAAUAAUUUCGCAGAUAACAAAAGAUGUACCUUUCGAAUUAAAACCCUCCUAUAAAGAAAACACGUUUUCUGUCGUUACGAAAGGAUUUUUGGAUCGAGAAGAGGUGUCUUAUUAUGAAAUAACAGUUAAGGCCACCGACUGUGGUGAGCCGCCAUUAACGACUUAUAAAACACUGAGCAUUCAGAUAUCAGACGUAAAUGACAACAGUCCACAGUUUAACCAAAAUCCUUUAUAUGUUUAUCUUUUGGAAAAUAACGCUGCAGGCGCAUCUAUAUUUUCUGUUAGAGCAACCGAUAAUGAUAUCAAUGAAAACGCUGUAAUUUCUUACAAUAUCAUUCAAGUAGGGAAUGAAAAGGGUGUAACAUCUUUCCUGAAUAUUAACUCUGAUAAUGGACACAUCACAGCUCUGAAGAGUUUUGACUUUGAAACUCUGAAAAAGUUUCAGUUCCAAGUUGUCGCUACAGAUUCUGGAACUCCGUCACUGAGCAACAACGUGACAGUCAACGUGUUCAUUCUGGAUCAGAACGACAACGCUCCAGUCAUUCUGUAUCCACUCAGCUCCAACGGUUCUGCUGAAGGUGUGGAGGAGAUUCCACGGAAUGUCCACGCAGGACACUUGGUGACUAAAGUCAGAGCCUAUGAUGCUGAUAUAGGAUAUAACGGCUGGUUACUGUUUUCACUGCAGGAAGUUACUGACCACAGUCUGUUUGGUUUGGACCGCUACACAGGACAGAUCAGAACACUUCGCUCAUUCACAGAGACAGACGAGGCUGAGCACAAACUGGUCAUACUGGUCAAAGACAAUGGGAACGUUUCACUGUCAGCAACAGCUACUGUGGUUGUCAAAGUUGUGGAGCCAAAGGAGGCUUUUGCAGCUUCUGAUGUGAAAAGUGCAUCAAAGGAUGAUGACAGUAAUGUGACUUUUUAUCUGAUGAUAACUUUAGGAUCCGUUUCAGCGCUUUUUAUCAUCAGUAUCAUUGUUCUUAUUGCAAUGCAGUGCUCCAAGUCCACAGACUAUACAUCUAAAUAUCUGGAGGAUAAAAAUUAUGAUGGGACACUGUGUCACAGCAUCCAGUACAGAUCUGGAGACAAACGGUACAUGUUGGUUGGACCCAGAAUGAGUAUAGGAUCUACUAUAGUCCCUGGAAGUAAUGCAAAUACUCUGGUUCUACCUGACAGGAGAAAAGCAUCUGGAGAGGUAAGACUGAAAACAAACAUUAUGUCCACUGUGCUUGGAGAUAUUGAAAUCCUUGCCUAUUUUGUCCUAUGUCUAAAAAACAUGUUGAUAAUAAUGUACAGAAUCUAA